AGCUGUAAAAGCACAGCCGAGCCAAAAAUGUGCUCAAAAGCACGCCCAGCCCUUCUCAUACCCCAUCUUAUUCCAUCCCAUUCCCCAGAAGUCCACCAUGCUAAGCGGCAAAAGCGGCCUCUGAUGCCCAAAUCAUUUCAUCCGGCUGGCUAAAGGAGAGAUAAGUGGUAGCUAGCAUAGGACGCCCCUCCCAAGUUAUCCUCUUGGCCCGGCUAAAUCUUGCAUUCCUCAACUUGCUCGCCGGAUUCUUGCAUUCCCCCGCAAGCUUCUUCGGUCGCCGCAUCGCGCCGAGGGCUGGCGGUUCGCCGGCGCUGAUUGGUCUCUGCGCAUUGUUUAAGCUCAGCCAGGUUUCUUUUUCUCUUGUUCGAAUGCUGGUAUUUAAGGUGAGGGGGAGCUUUGCAAGAAAGGAAUGGCUUGGAUGGGUUUAGUAGCAUGAGGUGGUAGUGGGAGAGAGAGCAGAGACUAGAAGCUUGCCCUGUCCAUUCAUCUUCUCCUUCUGCCAUUGCCGGCAUACGUAGGCGCGUCGAUCAAUCUUGCUUCGGUUUGAUCUUUUGCUGCUCAAGAGGUUCAGUUCAGUUGCUUGCUCUUUAUCUUCUUGGAAGUGCUUGCUCUGUUCCUGCUGAGGGCAGAUUUGAUAGACAAGCAUCAAUGCUACUGUUUGGAAGAAAAAGACUGCUCCCUGCAGUGUCUGGCUGUGUGAUUCUCUUGCUUGCAAGCUCAAUCCAUGGCGCUUCAGAUAGCCUGGAGGGUCUGAACCAAAGCUACAAGAGCGUUCAGCCAUUGGAGCUGACGCCCAAACUGUCGCUGCAGCUCAAGCUCCACGCCUUCCUCCUCUGGUCGUCCGUCGGCUUCCUGAUGCCGAUCGGCGUGCUGCUGAUCAGGUUCUCGAGCAACGUGAAGAGCGCCAAGGCCGUCAGGGUCCUCUUCUACUGCCACGUCGCCGCGCAGGUCGCCGGCGUGGCCCUGGCCACCGCCGCGGCGGCGCUGUCGAUCACCAACUUCGAGAACGCGUUCAACAACACCCACCAGCGGAUCGGGGUCGCCCUCUACGGCCUCGUCUGGCUCCAGCCGCUCAUCGGCUUCCUCAGGCCCGACAGGGGCGUGAAGGCUCGGAGCGUGUGGUACCUGGCGCACUGGCUGCUGGGGGUGGUGGUGUGCGUCGCCGGGGUGGCCAACGUCUACAUCGGCCUCCACACGUACCGGGAGAGGACGGGGAGGAGCGUCGGGCUCUGGACGGCGCUCCUCACCGCCGAGGUCUCCGCCGUGGCGCUCGCCUACCUCCUCCAGGACAGGUGGAACCACAUCGUCCGGCAAGAAGAGGCGGCCACUGGCGAGGAGCGGCGGUCGGAGACGGGGACGUCGGAGGAGCCGUCGUACCCGGCCAACGACCACAAGGAGGUGGCCGUGAUGCCGUAGCAUGGCGAUAUAUGGGAGCUUCGCUUGGGCAAAACGCAACACCGAUUCUGUACAGUUCAUGUGUCUUGGUAACUUGUUAGCUGAAGCUGCAGAUUGAACAGCUUUUCAGUGAGAGUAGAUAGAAAAUAACUCUCGCUGGUGCAUGAUCAAUUAACAGGAGAUUUAUAUGCAGUACCAAUAUGAUGAGACAUUCCAGGAACCACAA
This is a messenger RNA of Triticum dicoccoides, 1621 nucleotides long. Its product is annotated as cytochrome b561 domain-containing protein At2g30890-like. Gene Ontology annotation, molecular function: heme binding; transmembrane monodehydroascorbate reductase activity. The record is from RefSeq and is a predicted model, not a curated record. NCBI's taxonomy places the organism in Eukaryota, Viridiplantae, Streptophyta, Magnoliopsida, Poales, Poaceae. The transcript is spliced from 3 exons. Bases 649 to 1416 code for a protein of 255 amino acids.